AUGGCUUCCACGCGGCGCUUCCUUCUUCUCGCGCUGCUUGCGCUCGUCGCCACGGCCAUCCUCGCGGAAGCCGCCAGCAAGACCCGCUCGCAGCCGGCGGCAGGCGAGGCGAGGGACAAGACUGCUAGUAGCAGCAAGCGGGCGGGCAGCUCGGGUGCGAGCGGAUCGACGUCUGGAAAGAAGCCAGCCCGCUCGCAGCAGCCGGCAGGGCAGACGGCUGGCAGCAAGCGGCAGGGACAGCAGCAGACGAUGGGCGUGAAGCAGCAGAGAUCGGUUGAUGGUCAUGCGGCAGCGAACGGAACUCGUGUGGCGGGAGGGAAGGGGCAUGCUGUGAAUGGCACGAGGCACGUGAAUGGCACGAGGCCGCAGCGGGGUGGUGGUGCUGCUGGUGGUGGGCUGCGCAAGGAGGGCGGCGGUGCUGUUGGCGGGCGUGGCGGGCGAGGAGGCAGUGUGAUUGGUGAGUGCGAAUGCGUCAUUGCACCACCACAUGCUGCUGACGUCUUAUUGGCUACUUGUGACCACCACAUGCACCUGUUGUGUUCAGUCAUUGCUGCAGCCUGUGGCAAGGCGGUUGAGUUGACGCGUUGCUUGCGCGUGGCAGGUGUGGUGGGCGCGCGGAUGAGUGGCGAGCAGAUGGUGGGGUCAGCAGGCAUGGCCAAUGCCACAGGGCGGCUGGAGUUGAGGCUUGUCAACCCUCGUUCCUCUGCUACUUACACUCCGUCUCACCCCUCCUGUGUUGACCCUCCUGUGUUGACCCUCCCUCUUCUCUCCUCACCCCCCUUCCCCACUCCCCAUCCCAGGACGGCCACUGACAUGGACGUGCACUACUCUCUCUCCCUCGCGCACCUCUCCUCCCCCUCCCCUCCCACCGCCGCCUCCAUCCACGCAGGCCCCGCCUCCUCCGCCUCCGCCGCGCUGCUGCUCGCCUUCCCCGCCUCCGCCUGGACCAACACCACCCGCCCCUUCCAUCGCGCCUCCAACGCCACCGCUGCUGCCCCCCCUGCGGCUGCGCGCUUCAGCUACGGCGCCAGGGGCGUGUGGGCCAACGCGUCGUCCCUCUCCGCCGCUGCGGGCGGCUCUGUGGCUGCGGCUGUGAGCAGCAUUCUCGCUGCCCCCGCCUCCUUCCACGCUCUCAUCGCCACCUCCGCGUUCCCCCAGGGGGCUGUGCGCGGCCAGAUGGCCAACAUGGCCCGCGGGGGGAAGUAG
Closterium sp. Naga37s-1 is the source of this 1206-nucleotide messenger RNA. The record is from the annotation of a GenBank genome assembly. Lineage: Eukaryota; Viridiplantae; Streptophyta; Zygnematophyceae; Desmidiales; Closteriaceae.